Molecule: messenger RNA, 1998 nt
Organism: Rotaria sp. Silwood2
Lineage: Eukaryota; Metazoa; Rotifera; Eurotatoria; Philodinida; Philodinidae
Source: the annotation of a GenBank genome assembly
AUGUCGGAUCAUAAUUUACUUGAUGACGAUGAUCCACUUGUGUCGUUUGUUCAACCACAACAAUCAUCAGCAACAAAAUCAAAACCAAAUGAUUCAUUUGAAAAUCAUUUAUUAGAUGAUAUUGAUCCAUUUGGUAAUCAUAAUGGACAAGAAGAAAUAAAUCAUAAUGGAACAAAUACUAAUAAGGAUGUUAAAAAUUCAAAUCCAUUUUCAUUAACAAAUGAUCUUUUUCCAUUAGAUUCAAAUGAAAAUGAAACAAUGACACAUACUAAAAUACAUAACAAUGAAGAAUCGAAUGAUUCAUCAUUAUUAAAUUUUCAAUCUCAAUUAAAUGGUAGCAUUGCAAACAAAAAUACACUUUUACUUGAACUUGAUCCUGAUGCUCCUAAUUCUAUAAAUCCUAUGAAUAAAGAUACACCAUCACCAAAUGAUCCAUUUAAACAAUUUUCAAAUAUAUCAUCACAACAAAAUAAUCAAAUUGAAACACUUCUUGAUUUCGAUGGUUCAAAUGAUAAUACAAAUAGAUAUGAACAAGAAACAAAUUUAACAAGUUUUAGUAAUCCAUUUUUUGAUAUAAAAUCAACAAAUACUAAUGAAAAUUCAAAUAUUUCUUCACAAUCAAAUGAAUCCGAAGAACAAUUAUUACGUCAAGCAUCACAAGAACUUGAUGAUGCUGUACAAGAAUUAACUGAAAAACUUGAUUUAAUUACUUCACCAUCACCACCAUUAACAUCUGAUCAACAACAACAACAACCUGUUGUUUCAACAAUUGAAGAAAAUCCAUCUGCUAUUUCAACAGAAACAGAUUCAAAUUUGCCAACAGCAUCCACAGCAAAAAAAUCUACUAGUAGUAUAGCACGACCAACAAGUUCAACAAAAACUAAAACAUCAUCAACAACAAGUACUACAUUAAAAAGUACAGAACAUAAGCCAGCUGCUGCUGUAGCAAAGAGCACAGAACAUAAACCUGUCGUCUCAACAACAAAAUCUACUGAAUCAAAAUCAUCAACAACAACUCGUAAAACACUUCAUCCAGGACCAGCAACAGCUGCAACAGCUUCUAAUAAAUCAAAAUUACUACCUACAUCUCCAACUCAUGAAUCAUCAACAGCACCAAAACCAACACGUGAUGUUCCAGUUAAACCUCAUUCAGCUACAACAAAAUCAAAACCUACUGCUAGUUCUUCAACAACUGCAACUACAAGUCGAUCAACAACUAAACCAGUAACAAAACCAAUUCGUCCUUCAACAGUUCCCAAAACUUCCGAUUCAACAAUACUUUCUACUGCACCGGAAGGUAGUGCUUCAUCAUCAACGAUUCCAUCGACAACCUCAACAACAAAAUCACACGUACGAGCACCUCAACCAUCUACAAAACCACCGACAAAAACAACUUCCACUACUGCUUCCUCACAUGCAGCAUCAUCAACGACUGUAUCUACUAGUAAAACAACAAUUAUAAAACAACGACCAACAUCACAUAAUCGAGCUAUAGCUUCAAGACCAUCAACAGCAACUAGUGUUCCACCAAAACGUUCGAAUAGUGCUACUCGUCCAUCGACAGCUGAUACUACAUCACGUCCAACACGUUCAACUGCAGUUGAAAGUGCGUCAGGAACAACGAUUACAACUAAACCACAAUGGAAUUCAACUACAUCAAAAGUUGGAUCUCUUCAAAAUACAACACAUAAAGCCGGAGGUGGUAUUGUUAAGAUUCAAAGUCAAAAAUUACAAUGGAAUGCAAAAUCAAAAAUUGGUUCACUUGAAAAUGCUCAUCAUAAACCAGGUGGUGGUGCAAUUAAAAUUGAAAGUAAAAAACUUGAUUUUAAAGAAAAAGCUAAACCAAGAACAGAUAGUGGUAAACAUGAAACAAUGACAUCAGGCGAUGGUAGAGAUGAUGUAAAUGCUGGUGCAACAGUUAAUGAUGGACAUCAUAAAGAAGAUGAGACGGCAGAUGAAAUUUUCAAAACAGAAAAAGAUGAUAACGGUGACAAAUAA